AUGGCCGAGAAUAAUUCUGUCAGUUACGAGAACGGAGACGGUAAAAUGGCGACGAUCAACAAGGUGCUGCAGUCCCGACAGGAGAAGGUGAUCGACACCGGCAACAAGGUGACUGUGGUUGGAGUCGGCCAGGUCGGCAUGGCGACCGUCUUCUCACUCCUCACACAGGGUGUGACAAAUAAUAUCGUCAUGGUGGAUACAAAUGAUGACAAGCUGAAAGGAGAGAUGAUGGACCUGCAGCACGGCUCCGCCUUUUUAUGCAACGCCACUAUUAAGGCUGGCACAGACUACUCGAUCACGGCGGACUCGCAGAUCUGUGUGAUAGCAGCCGGUGUGAGACAGAUGGAAGGAGAGGACAGGCGCAACCUGGUGCAGAGGAACGUGGAAGUCCUCAAAGGAAUUGUUCCUCAACUACUGAAAUACAGUCCGAACACGAUCUUCUUGAUCACCAGCAACCCAGUGGAUGUCCUGACUUACGUGACCUGGAAGAUCAGUGGCCUGCCCAAGCACCGUGUGAUCGGCUCGGGAACAAACCUCGACUCCGCAAGGUUCCGCUACCUGCUCUCGCAGAAACUGAGCAUAGCGCCUACAUCCUGCCAUGCGUAUAUUAUUGGGGAGCACGGUGACAGUAGCGUACCGGUCUGGUCAAGCGUGAACAUCGCAGGCGUGCGUCUCCGGGACCUGAACAAGAACAUUGGCUUGGACUGUGACGAGGAGAACUGGAAGGAGACACACACCCAGGUGGUGCAGAGUGCGUACGAAGUCAUCAAGCUGAAGGGCUACACCUCCUGGGCUAUCGGACUGUCCCUCACUCAAUUGAUUAAAGCUAUCCUCACUAACGUAGCCAGUGUUCAUGCUGUUACUACUUCUUUAAAGGGUGAGCAUGGCAUCACAGAAGAUGUAUUCCUGUCGCUGCCGUGUGUGCUCGGCCGCAAUGGUAUCCUCGAUGUCAUCCGCCAGCCUCUGACGGACGUAGAGAGAGAGCAAUUGUUACAAUCUGCUAAAGUCAUGGCAGAAGUUCAGUCCAAUAUCAAGUUCUAA
This is a messenger RNA of Spodoptera littoralis (African cotton leafworm), 1041 nucleotides long. Lineage: Eukaryota; Metazoa; Arthropoda; Insecta; Lepidoptera; Noctuidae. The record is from the annotation of a GenBank genome assembly.